AGUUGGCUUCUUCACGUACAACCCGGGAGUAGGAGAUUCAGAAUCGAAUCUCUUCUCUCUUCCCCCUUCGGGUUACAAAUCACUUGAAAUAUAUAAGUUAGUAGAACUUUGCUUGAGUGAGGUUUUUUUGAUCAUCAGCUACAUUUUUUUGGCUUUGUGAGGAACCUUAUCAUCAAAGACAAUGGCCAGCAAUGUUACCAACAAGACAGAUCCUCGCUCCAUGAACUCCCAUGUAUUCAUUGGAAAUCUCAAUACUCUUGUGGUCAAGAAAUCUGAUGUGGAGGCAAUCUUCUCAAAAUAUGGCAAAAUUGUGGGUUGCUCUGUUCAUAAGGGCUUUGCCUUUGUUCAGUAUGUUAAUGAGAGAAAUGCCCGGGCUGCUGUGGCAGGAGAGGAUGGCAGAAUGAUUGCUGGCCAGGUUUUAGAUAUUAGUCUGGCUGCAGAGCCAAAAGCGAACCGAGGAAAAGCAGGUGUGAAACGAUCUGCAGCGGAGAUGUACGGCUCCUCUUGUGCCUUGGACUAUGACUUUCAACGGGAUUCUUAUGACAGGAUGUACAGUUCCCCAGCAUGUGUUCCUCCUCCUCCUCCUAUUGCUCGGGCUGCAGGGCCCUCCAAAUGCCAGCGUGUCUCAGGAAACACCUCACGGCGGGGCAAAAGUGGUUUCAAGUCUAAGAGUGGACAGCGAGGCUCUUCUUCCAAGCCUGGAAAGUUGAAAGGAGAUGACCUUCAGACUAUUAAGAAGGAAUUGACCCACGGAAAACAAAAAGUGGAUUCUCUACUGGAAAGCCUGGAAAAAAUUGAAAAGGAACAGAGCAAACAAGGAGUAGAGCUGAAGAAUGACAAGUCAGAAGAGGAGCAGAGCAGCAGCUCCCUGAAGAAAGAUGAGCCUAAUGUGAAGAUGGAGGCUGAGGGGGGUGCAGAUGACUCUGCUGAGGAGGGGGACCUGCUGCGUGAUGAUGACAAUGAAGAUCGGGGGGAUGACCAGCUGGAGUUGAUCAACGAUGAUGAAAAAGAGGCUGAGGAAGGAGAGGAUGGCAGAGACAGCGCCGAUGGCGAGGAUGACUCUUAA
Rhinolophus ferrumequinum (greater horseshoe bat) is the source of this 1066-nucleotide messenger RNA. RefSeq names its product heterogeneous nuclear ribonucleoprotein C-like. Gene Ontology annotation, cellular component: nucleus. Bases 182 to 1066 code for a protein of 294 amino acids. Gene Ontology annotation, molecular function: RNA binding. NCBI's taxonomy places the organism in Eukaryota, Metazoa, Chordata, Mammalia, Chiroptera, Rhinolophidae. The record is from RefSeq and is a predicted model, not a curated record. The transcript has a single exon.